Cornus florida is the source of this 1268-nucleotide messenger RNA. Its product is annotated as F-box/kelch-repeat protein At1g80440-like. Gene Ontology annotation, biological process: negative regulation of cytokinin-activated signaling pathway; regulation of phenylpropanoid metabolic process. The transcript has a single exon. Lineage: Eukaryota; Viridiplantae; Streptophyta; Magnoliopsida; Cornales; Cornaceae. Bases 94 to 1164 code for a protein of 356 amino acids. Gene Ontology annotation, molecular function: protein binding. The record is from RefSeq and is a predicted model, not a curated record.
CACUUCUAUUCUCCCUCUUCUUCUAAUUUGUUGUACUUUCUUUGCUGCUUCUUCUGUAAGACUAUAACACAAGCUCUCUUUGCUACUGUAUUCAUGGAUCUCAUUCCGGGUCUUCCAAACGAUGUCGCAAUCGAGUGUCUGACUCGUCUUCCUUUCCAUCAGUUGCCAACCGCUGUUUCAGUCUGUGGAGGAUGGAAGGUUGAGAUUGAACUGCCGGAGUUCCGGCGGCUCCGGAAGGCGGUUGGCCGGAGCCGAUCUAUCUUUGUGAUGGCGCAGGCUUGGGUUGACCCCAACCGGAAUCACCAAGGAGGGCUCAUGGUCUCGGCUACGCCGGUUUACCGGCUCACACUCUGUGACCCGGAGACUGGUAAUUGGCGGGAGCUGCCACCUGUGCAGGGAUUUUCUGAUGGGUUGCCUAUGUUUUGCCAGCUUGUCGGGAUCGGGUCGGAUCUGGUGGUAAUGGGUGGGUGUGACCGGGUGAGUUGGGAGGCCUCAAAUUUGGUGUUUAUUUACAAUUUUGUCUCGGCCGAGUGGCGCAGUGGGGCUGAUAUGCCAGGUGGCAAAAGGUCAUUUUUUGCCUGUGCUUCUGAUUCUGAUACGACGGUGUUCGUUGCGGGCGGUCAUGAUGAGAAUAAGAAUGCUUUAAGAUCCGCAAUGGCAUAUGACGUGGUGAAGGACAAGUGGGUCCCAAUGCCUGACAUGGCAAGGGAGCGGGACGAGUGCAAGGGGUUGUUCCACGGUGGCAAGUUCCAUGUCAUUGGUGGAUAUUGUACAGAAAUGCAAGGGCGAUUCGAGAAAAGCGCUGAAGCAUUUGACGUGGCCACGGGGCAGUGGGCCCAAGUACAUGAGGAUUUCCUUGAUAUCGCCAAGUGCCCGAGGACUUGUGUGGAUGGCGGUGAUGGAAGGAUCUACAUGUGUGGUGAAGGUAAUGUACGGACUAUGAAAGGUGCCACUUGGCAAGUCAUCACGGGACUACCUGCUGAGGUGUCAAAUGCAACGUAUGUGUCCACGUGGCAGGGCAAGUUGUUAGCGAUUGGUUGUGCAAAUUUUGGUGAGCCCCACAGAGCUUAUGUGAUGGACCUGAAGAAUCCGACGUGGACAAAAGUGGAGGCACCGGAGGAAUUCACCGGCCAUGUCCAGUCUGGCUGUUUUUUGGAAAUUUAGUAAUUAAAGUGGAGGUACAUAAGACAUGACAUGUGAGCUGUUCCUGUUGAGUUAGUUUUUGUUAGACAUUGAUUUACUGAAUUAUACACAUUUUUUUUCUUCUA